Cylicostephanus goldi is the source of this 566-nucleotide messenger RNA. The record is from the annotation of a GenBank genome assembly. NCBI's taxonomy places the organism in Eukaryota, Metazoa, Nematoda, Chromadorea, Rhabditida, Strongylidae.
AUGGUCACCGACAGAACUGGUAUUAUUGCCGCUAAGGUUGCUCCCAAUAAGCUCUUCUGCAUUGGCGUGUUUAUCGCCAGUGUUUUGAAUCUGAUCAUCUCGUUUGCUUUCCAAUAUCAUCCUCUUACCGAUGUGGCGGUUAUGGUCAUGAUGGGUAUCCAAGGAUUGGCUUUGGGCGUCAUCUACCCUGCCAUGCAUGGUGUCUGGCGCUAUUGGGCUCCACCUUUGGAACGUUCAAAACUAGCGACAACCACAUUUUGUGGAAGUUAUGUCGGUGUCAUGAUUGGGCUUCCUCUCAACGGCUUUUUGAUCUACUUCUCCUGGUCGACACCGUUCUAUGCAUUCGGAAUCGCUGGAGUACUGUGGUCUAUUGUCUGGUGCUUGGUUUCUGCGAAAUCGCCAGCUGAACAUCAUUACAUCACCGAAGAAGAACGAACUUAUAUUACGGAAAAAGUUGGAAAAGUUGCCACGGGAAACAUGACGGUAAAUUUGCUAUUUUUGAAAAAUGACAAAAAUUUCAUAUUUUCUGUUUCUAGCUCACUACGCUACCAUGGAAAACCAUAAUG